AUGACCACCGACCUCUACUCAAUCCCCGCGGCCAACGCUGCCAACCCGCCAGACACCACGAUCCCCCGCACAACAACGACAGUCAGCGAGACCGCCGCUCUCGCCAACUCGCUCAAUGGCAAUGGCAAUAUCAAUGGCAACAGCAAUGACUCGAUAAAGCUUGCUGUCUCCGCUAAUAAUACCGAUACUCCCACGUCAGACGAAGAAGAAUCUCUCUUUACGCCCUCUCUCAUCUCCGCCGAGAUCCAAUCCGUCCUGCCCGAGGGCUACAGCGCGCGUCCACUGCGUCGCUCCGACUACCAUCUCCGAUACCUCGAUGUAUUGCGUGUUUUGACUACGGUCGGAGACAUUACAGAGGCCAUGUGGAACGAGCGGUAUGACUACCUCGUGAAGCGGAAUGACGAGUACUACCUGAUUGUCAUCUGCGACGGCUCUGGCCGAAUUGUGGGAACUGGUAGUUUGAUUGUCGAGCGCAAGUUCAUCCAUACGCUGGGUCUUGUCGGCCAUAUCGAGGAUAUCGCCGUUUCGCAAGACCAGCAAGGCAAGAAAUUAGGGUUGAGAAUUAUUCAGACCCUGGACUAUGUUGCUGCCAAGGUUGGAUGCUACAAGAGUAUCCUCGAUUGCUCAGAAGUCAAUGAAGGCUUCUAUAUCAAGUGUGGCUUCAAGCGCGCCGGCCUCGAAAUGGCGCACUAUUACUGA
Molecule: messenger RNA, 699 nt
Organism: Talaromyces rugulosus
Lineage: Eukaryota; Fungi; Ascomycota; Eurotiomycetes; Eurotiales; Trichocomaceae
Exons: 2
Coding region: 1-699 (232 amino acids)
Biological process (GO): UDP-N-acetylglucosamine biosynthetic process
Cellular component (GO): endoplasmic reticulum-Golgi intermediate compartment; endoplasmic reticulum; Golgi apparatus
Molecular function (GO): glucosamine 6-phosphate N-acetyltransferase activity; monosaccharide binding
Source: RefSeq, a predicted model, not a curated record